This is a messenger RNA of Pocillopora damicornis (cauliflower coral), 1673 nucleotides long. RefSeq lists its product as uncharacterized. Gene Ontology annotation, molecular function: phosphatidylcholine lysophospholipase A1 activity. The record is from RefSeq and is a predicted model, not a curated record. Lineage: Eukaryota; Metazoa; Cnidaria; Anthozoa; Scleractinia; Pocilloporidae.
AUGGCAAACUUUCAAUGGGCUUCACUUGGAUUUUGUGUUCUUCUGUUAUCACCACUAACUACUCUGUACGUACUCGUUUCAAGAAAUGCUAAACGAGGGAAAUUAAUACGAAUCUUGUGUUUCGGUGAUUCACUGACUUUCGGUCUCACAAACGGAGAGCCGCAUCCAUACACGGUAAGAUUACAAGAGUAUUUUCGAAGUAAACUCAGGAGUCAUUCAAGGUCGAAUCAUGUUGAACUCUACAAUGCCGGACGAUCAGGCGAGCAAGUUCAAAACGAGAUGCUCCCUCGACUUGAAAAUUUAUUGCAGGCUGCUAAAUACAACUGGGUUAUCAUUUUGGGAGGGACAAAUGACUUGUUUGGAAUGAAGAGUAUCUGGACAGACAAUAACAUUGGCAAGGAACAAGAUCAAAUUACCAUUUUCAAUGCCCUAGUUCAGCUGCACAAGGUCGCUCACGUGGCUGGAGCGAAAACUGUUGCUGUAACGAUUCCUGCGUUACAAUGUGAGGUGAGCAGGAAGCGAAUGAUCAGCGUGAUUAUGGAAGUGAGACUGAAAGUGAACGAAAUGAUUCGGAAUUUCGUCAAAAAUUCAAAGGGAAAGGUGCUUCUGGCUGACAUUGAUAAGGAUAUGCAUUUUUCUCGAGAUCAAAUGCUCUGCGGUGACGGAAUUCAUUUAACUGCUUCAGCUUAUGACAGAAUGGCCUACAUCAUAUUUAAUUCGAUAAAGGAUUUUAUAUAGGGUUUUCAAAUAAAAGGAAUAAUAAAACUCAAUACUCAAAUAAAAUCAGAAUUUCUAAGAUCUACCAACACUACAUAUACCGAUUGAAUUCGGUCAAUUUGUUUACGGAGAAUUAUGCUUGAGACCCUUUCGUAGUUUUCUCCGCUACUAAAGAUAUAUAUGAUAUUAUGACACUAAGUACGUUUUGAGAUUCUUAAGAGUAACCUAAGCUUUCGAAAAUUGUCUUCAAACCAGACGGUGUGCACACUCUGAUUGCAUUGCAUCAUGGUCGUAAAACGAAUCUGCAUCCUGCCGAAAUGUACUUAAAUAUUCGACUAUGGAGGCCUCCACUUUCUAUCAUACUCAGUAACCUGGCCGCUGAGCUGUGACGCACUCACGCUUCACUACUCUUUUCAAUCUUUAAGCGACUUAUGUCAACUACAACAAAAAAGCGUUCUUAUUUAAGUCUGCUUUGCUUAUUUCUUCCUUUUUAUUUAAUGAUCAAAGCACCAACCGGUUGUGAACCGCGCGAUGUAGUUUUGCUCUCAUAAGGCAGCAUUCAUAAUCGGUAUUUUCGCGAAAUUUAAGGCAAAUUUCGAGCAGAGUAGUCACACUUUGAAGUCUCUAGUCACGCUUAAAUUUCAUAUUUUCUAUUCAGUUACAGUAACAAGAAUUAAAUGUUUUCUAGUGCAUACCUCGCCUGAGCUUUUGACGCCCCGUGGGCCAAGGUACUGUGCAGGAGAAACCGAAUUACAAUGACAACUCAGGAGCUGAUCUGUUCACUUACAUGAAAGAAGGCCUUAAAGAGCUGUUGACCUGGCUGUAAGAAAUACUUCGUUGGGGAUUGUAGUGAAUAAAUUUACAUCGAUGAGGCUGGGCCGGUGAACCUAAGAAAGGCAAAACAUCUCUUCCAGACCGCCACCGCUAAACAACACCCACGUGUGAUGUAGUUGCGA